Hibiscus syriacus is the source of this 1133-nucleotide messenger RNA. RefSeq names its product peroxidase 16-like. The record is from RefSeq and is a predicted model, not a curated record. The transcript has 4 exons. Gene Ontology annotation, molecular function: peroxidase activity; heme binding. Lineage: Eukaryota; Viridiplantae; Streptophyta; Magnoliopsida; Malvales; Malvaceae. Gene Ontology annotation, biological process: response to oxidative stress; hydrogen peroxide catabolic process. Bases 32 to 1021 code for a protein of 329 amino acids.
AUGAAAUGGACUUAACAACUUGUCUGUAACAAUGAAGUCUCCAAGUCUCUUAUUUCUACUUGUCCUGUUUCUCCACCAUACUCUGAGUCUGUGCCAUGCUAAACUCAGAGUCGAUUACUACCGCAACUCCUGUCCUGAUGUUGAAUCAAUCGUCAGAUCUGCAGUAAAAGCCAAGUUGGAGCAGACAUUUAUUACAGCUCCAGCAACUCUUAGACUAUUCUUUCAUGAUUGUUUCGUCCGGGGGUGUGAUGCUUCGGUGAUGCUAACUUCAUGGAACAAUCGUGCAGAGAAGGAUAAUCCAGAUGAUCUUUCGUUAGCUGGGGAUGGAUUUGACACUGUGAUAAAAGCCAAGGCCGCCGUUGAUAGUUUGCCUGAAUGCCGAAACAAGGUUUCAUGUGCUGAUAUCUUAGCCCUGGCUACUAGGGAUAUCAUUGCUUUGACUGGAGGCCCAUCUUAUGCAGUAGAAUUGGGAAGACUAGAUGGUAAGAUAUCAACGAGAGCCAGCGUACGACAUCAUCUCCCUCAUCCCGAUUUCAAGUUAGACAAGCUCAAGGCCAUGUUUGCCUCACAUGGUCUCACUCUUACAGAUCUGGUUGCGCUCUCAGGAGCACAUACAAUUGGGUUCUCACACUGCAGCCAAUUCUCCAAACGAAUUUACAAGUUUAAAAGCAAGAGCAGAAUCGAUCCUACGCUUAAUCCACCCUAUGCAAGGCAGCUUGAACAGAUGUGCCCGGAGAAGGUAGACCCCAGAAUGGCCAUUCAGAUGGACCCGGGCACACCCCAAAUAUUUGAUAAUAUGUACUACAUCAAUCUUCAACAAGGAAAGGGGCUUUUCACCUCUGAUCAGAUUUUAUUCACUGAUACAAGGUCAAGAAAUAUUGUUAACCUAUUUGCAUCCAACAAUACUGCAUUUGAAGAGGCUUUUGUAGCUGCUAUAACAAAGCUCGGGCGGAUAGGGGUCAAGACGGGCAAACAUGGUGAAAUCAGGAAUGAUUGCUCUGUUGUGAACAAGAUUUUCUAAUUGGUUUGCAUUAGUUUUCAAUGUUGAAACGUUUUGUUGUUUAAGAAAGAUAAUGGAGGAGAUUCUAAUCUAAUCAUUCAUUCAUGUUUUUGUCUUGCAUAGUACUAAUAUA